AGCAGAUGAAGGUCCCGUAAUGUCAUUGCUUCUAAAGCUUAUUAAUGCAAAAAAAGACAAUUGAGAUUGGAGUUUUCACAGGAUAUUCACUCCUUGUUACUGCUCUUUCUCUUCCCAAAGAUGGCAAAGUAAUAGCCAUCGAUCCUAACCGAUCAUCUUUCGAGAUAGGAUUACCAUUCUUCAAAAGAGCUGCAGUGGAACAUAAGGUGGAGUUUAUCGAGUCUGUAGGCCUUCCGGUUCUUGAUAAACUACUUGAAGAACCAAAGAACGAGGGAUCGUUUGAUUAUGCAUUUGUCAGCGCUGACAAGUCAAAUUAUGCAAACUAUCAUGAGAGAUUAGUAAAAUUAGUCAAGGUUGGAGGGUUAAUUCUUUAUGACAAUACUCUUUGGUCAGGAACCGUUGCUUGGGAAGAUGAUUCCACACUCGAUGACGAAAUGGUGCAUGAAAGGAGCGUAUCCAUAGAAUUGAACAAGAAGUUGGCAUCUGAUUCUCGAAUUCAAAUUUCUCAACUUCCUAUUGGUGAUGGUCUCACGAUGUGUAUGCGUCUUUGCUAA
Molecule: messenger RNA, 554 nt
Organism: Papaver somniferum (opium poppy)
Lineage: Eukaryota; Viridiplantae; Streptophyta; Magnoliopsida; Ranunculales; Papaveraceae
Product: probable caffeoyl-CoA O-methyltransferase At4g26220
Exons: 3
Coding region: 45-554 (169 amino acids)
Molecular function (GO): S-adenosylmethionine-dependent methyltransferase activity; O-methyltransferase activity
Source: RefSeq, a predicted model, not a curated record